CCUUCGCUUUGAGUUCAAAUAGACAGUCCUUCCGCCAUUCUCCUCCUCGUUCUUCACCAACUUCUCUUCCUUUUUAGUUCCCUCCUUUCCCUUUCCCUUUCCCUUUCCUCUUUUUCCCCUCUUCUUCUUUAUCCAAAGCUGUCUUUUGAUACUUUGAUUGAGCAUUAAUACACACAUUACCCCACAUUCCCAAUCAUUUCUUCCUCGAGCAAAGGGCCCAAUUCUGUAGCUUCAGUCUCCUUCGUCAAAUUCAUGUUUCAUUGCAUCUUCCAAGAUACAUAUACGCGCACGCACGCACACACGUAUUUGCUGUUCUAAAGUGAUUGAGGAAACAAAUACUUGAAGAAUGGAAGGGGCCAUUGCCAUGAACGAUGAGAAAGUACAAGAGAGGUGGAUUCGGCACUACAGCAGCAGGCACCAGAUCCUGCUAGUGGGCGAGGGAAAUUUCUCAUUCGCAGCUUCCUUAGCCACUGCAUUCGGCUCUGCUCGCAACAUGGUCGCUACCUCUUUGGACUCUCGAGAGCUGGUCGAGGAGAAGCACCCAAGUGCGAGAACUAAUCUGCAGCUUCUGGAGCAGUUGGGCUGCACCAUUUUGCACCAAGUGGAUGCCACGGCGAUGAUAAGAGAUCCCCGCCUUGAUUCCAAGCUGUUCGAUAGAAUAGUUUUCAACUUCCCUCAUGCAGGGUUCACUUUCAAAGAAAGCGAUCCUUCCCAAAUUAAGUUGCACAAGAGUGUAGUAAAGGGGUUUCUUAGGAAUGCUUAUGAGAUGUUGAGAAAGAGUGGCCAAGUACACAUAACCCACAAGACGUCUCACCCAUUCAGUAAAUGGAAAGUAAAAAAAUUGGCAGAGGGUGUGGGACUGAAAUUGGCUGAGGAAGUGGAGUUCUAUUUAUAUGAAUAUCCAGGUUAUAUAAACAAGAGAGGUCACGGCAGUAGAAGCGACGAGACUUUCCCAGUUGGAGAAUGCUCUACUUUCAAGUUCUGCAAGAAAUUAAAUUAAAUCUCUUUAAUUAUUUGAUCUAUCUUUACAAGUCUUUGGGUUCUGAAUAUAUAUUGGAUACGCAAUGCAAGACAUUUAAUUGAAAACUGAAUGUUCUGAGAC
This is a messenger RNA of Diospyros lotus (date-plum), 1102 nucleotides long. RefSeq lists its product as uncharacterized. The record is from RefSeq and is a predicted model, not a curated record. Gene Ontology annotation, biological process: rRNA base methylation. NCBI's taxonomy places the organism in Eukaryota, Viridiplantae, Streptophyta, Magnoliopsida, Ericales, Ebenaceae. Gene Ontology annotation, cellular component: cytoplasm. The transcript has 3 exons. Bases 347 to 1000 code for a protein of 217 amino acids. Gene Ontology annotation, molecular function: rRNA (uridine-N3-)-methyltransferase activity.